UGCUGUGGGACAGCAGGAAUCAAGCAUCUGGGGUCGCGCUCACAUAUACUGUAUUAAACUGAUGCGCACUAAUGCGCACACUGGAACAUCUGACGCGCGCAUUUGGUUACGCUUCUAUCAUGGUGAUACGCGUUUGAAUCGAGGAUUAUUAUUUUAGAAAGACUCCGAUCGUGAAUAUAACGGACAUCAGCUGCUAGUGCGUUUGACAGUUUGCAAUUUUCCCCUGGCUUGUUUGUAGUAUUAAAUCAUUGCUGCUCGGACACCCCAUACGCAUUAGAAAGCUUCCGAUAUCGCACAAGUUUGUAGCUGGUACUGAUUGUCGGACACGUCGUUUUGGAGAUUUCUAUCAGUCGGACGGUGGUCCUCUUGUAUGGAUGUAGUGCCUCGGACUGAGUCGGACCGAUCCGGGGUUUCCAGACGCGCUUCCCCGAGAUUCCCCAGCAGCAUCACCGUCCAGCCGAGCGCAUCCAACAGCAGUCGACAUGAUCCUUCUGGGAAUACUUCUAAAUCUGUUCGUCAUUAAGGGGGCUGUUCCCUUGGUGUUGCCAGUUUUCCCCGGGACUGUGGACUGCAUAGAGGCUGUAAAUGAAUGUAUGGUGGACCCGGAGUGUAAGCGGCAGUUCCGGCACCUGGAGUACUGCGUGGACGAGGAGGCAGUGGCUCCCCUCAGUCUGGAGGGGCGGCAGGCCUGCAUCGAUGCCCAGAACAACCUCAUGCACUAUCAGAACCUGCAAGAAUGCAAGUGUCAGCGAGGCUCUCGCUUGGAACAACAGUGCCUGAGCGUUUACUGGACCGUUCGUUUUCCACAGGGUUAUGAUGACAUUGAGACGUCCCCAUAUGAAGACAUUGAACUGGAACUUGUGAGAAAUAGCGAAACAUCAAAACUAGCCUCAAUAGUUUCAGUGUCCUCCCUUCCUCUGGCGGAUCAGAACCAGUGUCUGAAAGCAGCUCAGGACUGUGGGUUGUACGAGAAGUGCGGUUCCCUGCGCUCUGAGUACGCGUUAGCUUGCACUAAGAUCAUACCUGGCACGAACCACUGUAACCGGCACAAAUGUCACCGGGCCCUGCGGAGGUUCCUGGAGCGUGUUCCAGAGGAGUACAGCUUUGGUGUCUUAUUUUGUCCUUGUUCGGAUACUCUGUGUGGAGAGAGAAGGAGAAAAACCAUCGUGCCCUCCUGUUCCUAUGAGGAGCGAGAUGGACAGCCCAACUGCCUCAAUCUGGAGAGUUACUGCCUCAAAGACAACCUGUGCAGGUGA
Sinocyclocheilus grahami is the source of this 1256-nucleotide messenger RNA. RefSeq names its product GDNF family receptor alpha-4-like. Bases 483 to 1256 code for a protein of 257 amino acids. The transcript is spliced from 4 exons. Gene Ontology annotation, cellular component: external side of plasma membrane; signaling receptor complex. The record is from RefSeq and is a predicted model, not a curated record. Lineage: Eukaryota; Metazoa; Chordata; Actinopteri; Cypriniformes; Cyprinidae. Gene Ontology annotation, molecular function: signaling receptor activity. Gene Ontology annotation, biological process: nervous system development.